UUCAAUGUUCGUGUGAGUGCCGGUACCUUUUAUGACUAAACUGUUAUCAAUGCUAACAAAUUUGGCACUAACUGAAAUAAAGCCACCACGAAAAGCUCGUCGAUGAUAACUGUGUCCGUGUUCCGACUGGGCGGGAGCGGUGGUGCAUCUGUUCCAAGCGGCAGUAGCGGCAGUGUGUCUGCAGGUUUAGAAGUGAGAUAUGAAUUUCUUCCGCUACAACUAUGAUCCGUAUUCGCUCUGAACAGGAGUAUAGUAAUUAAUCAAUCAAUCAAUCAAUCAAUCAACCCUUGAGCUCUAAGAAACCUGAAGCCAGACGCAAUGUAAUCCGCAAUGUAAUGCUACAGAACAUCAGAGUUAACCGCCGCAGCAGGCAAAAAGUGCUCGCAGAGAUGUGCUCAGAAAUCAAUCCGAGUCGUCAUGCGUAUCGACGCAGAUUUGCGUUUCGUUGCUAACAGUAUGGUGCCUAUUAUAUUGGAAUUAAUUCUAGAGAAUACUGUGUAGUUAAGUAACUUUAUAACUUUUAAUUCGGAUUUGGUGCAGCGUAUAACAUCGCUUAUAAAUGGCGGACUUAAAGGAUAGCAAUUUGGAAUUAGGCAAUGACUCGGAAAUCGCACAGGCGGAUUUUCUCCUUACGCUAUCGUCUUCGCCAUCGUUUCAGUGGUGCAAUGCAACUGAAGUGUUGUCAGGGGGGUGCCCAGCCCAUUUCGAUGGUACGCUUUGUUGGAGUCCAACGCCAUCAGGGGAAACCCUCAACCUCUCUUGUCCGGGUGACUUACCACACUAUAGUACACACACUCCUACAAUUUCUCCUGCCUUUUCUUAACUACGCCUAUAAUCCUAUAGUACUCUACAAGGUAAGCAUGGACAGGAGCGCAGUCAAUUGCAUCGAUGCUACCUACUCGUCGAAAGGUCACUUCCGAAUAAGGGCAGACGGUCAGUGAUCUAUAUGCAUGUCUAUUCGGGGCGUCAGAAAGCUCAUCACCGCUUCGUUUGCUGAUCCUGGUAUUUCCCGAUAGUUCGUCCUGGAUCUCACUGUGGUAAUCGUCAAUGGGACCUUACUGACAACCGUAUAAUUUACACUGUUGUUGAUAUGUGGGCAAACCCUAACUUGCAAGUUUAGCUAAGUCUACCUCGUGUGCGAAUAACUGACCAAAUAUCAACUAACUGAACAAGGAGUCACUAUUUUGAGUA
Messenger RNA from Varroa destructor (honeybee mite), 1191 nucleotides. RefSeq names its product secretin receptor-like. The record is from RefSeq and is a predicted model, not a curated record. NCBI's taxonomy places the organism in Eukaryota, Metazoa, Arthropoda, Arachnida, Mesostigmata, Varroidae. Gene Ontology annotation, molecular function: G protein-coupled peptide receptor activity; peptide hormone binding. Gene Ontology annotation, cellular component: plasma membrane. Gene Ontology annotation, biological process: cell surface receptor signaling pathway; adenylate cyclase-modulating G protein-coupled receptor signaling pathway.